Messenger RNA from Seminavis robusta, 528 nucleotides. NCBI's taxonomy places the organism in Eukaryota, Bacillariophyta, Bacillariophyceae, Naviculales, Naviculaceae. The record is from the annotation of a GenBank genome assembly.
AUGAGCAACAAGGCUGCCAACACAGCAGUCAAGCUCUUGACGGCAACAACAGGCGUCGCAGGCGCAAGUGGACUAUACCUGUUGUAUGACUAUAAGACUUGUCAUCCCAUGCGAAAGAUCAAGUAUGAACCGAGAGAAGGGCUCGUCAGACUGCACAACUCUUGUGUCAACCAGUUGCCUUAUUCCGUCUACACCAAGAUGUCUUUACGAGACCUGGAGUCUUUCAACGGCAAGAAUGGCAACGGUACCUACUUUAGUGCUGCUGGAAAGAUUUAUGACGUCUCUACGUCGGAUAUGUUUGCUUCGGCCUACUCUCGGUGGGCCGGUAGAGACGCCACUGUGGCUCUGGCCAAAAUGUCACUCAAGCCAGAAGAUAUCAGUAGGACGGAUAUUUGGAAAUCUUUGGAUGAGUCAGACCAAAAGUCUCUAGUGUCAUGGUUGAGUUACUUUGAUGAAAAGUACUACAUUCGAGGACGACUGAAAGAGUAUUACGAAGAGGACAACAAUGGCAGUGGCAAUCAGCAAUGA